This is a messenger RNA of Vicia villosa (hairy vetch), 1670 nucleotides long. Its product is annotated as protein IQ-DOMAIN 3-like. The record is from RefSeq and is a predicted model, not a curated record. The transcript has 6 exons. Gene Ontology annotation, molecular function: protein binding. Lineage: Eukaryota; Viridiplantae; Streptophyta; Magnoliopsida; Fabales; Fabaceae. The coding region runs from base 149 to 1537 and encodes 462 amino acids.
ACAAUCCUUAUUCUGCCACCCAAUCCUUACUGUAACAAUAGUUUUCUGUUUCAACAAUUUUUUCCUUCCCUCCUUUUCUCCCUUCCUUCUCUUCUCACAAAGGCACCUUACCUUCAUUUGCUCCAAUUCUCAUGCAAAGGAAUUGAACAUGGGGAGGAAAGGGAAUUGGUUUUCUUCUGUUAAGAAAAUCUUCAUAUCUGAUUCCAAGAAAGAUCAGAAACCUCAUCAUCACCAUAAGUCAAAGUUAACAUGUUUUGGACAUCAUCAUGAACAUUAUGUGGAUCCUGAAUUGGAAUCUAGAGAAGUUGUUUCUGUUCCAUCUCUUCCUAGAAGAAAACAUGCUGUUAAACCGAAAAACACCGCGGCAGAAGAUGAACACAACAAACAAGCAUUAUCCUUAGUUUUAGCCACGGCCGUUGCUACAGGCGCGGCCGUGGCUGCUGCUCAGGCCACUCGUCGCGCUAGUACCCCUCCUUGUUAUGUUGGAAAAACAGCUCAAGAAAUAUCCGCCAUGAAAAUUCAAUCCGCCUUUCGCGGAUAUUUGGCGAGGAGGAUUUUGCGCGGAUUGAGAGGCUUGGCGAGGUUGAAAGCAUUGAUGAAAGGGCAAUCUGUUCAACGACAGGCGGCUACUACAUUGCAAUGUAUGCAAACACUUUCGCGGUUGCAGUCUCAAGUUAGCGCGAGGAAGGUUAGAAUGUCGGAAGAGAAUCAAUCUUUCCAACGCCAGUUGCAACAGAAACGCGAAAAGGAGCUUGACAAGUUACAAGCUGCGCCUAUUGAAGAAUGGGAUUAUAGUAAGAAAUCGAAGGAGCAAAUUCAAGCGAAAUUGUUGCAUAGACAAAUCGCGGCUAUGAGAAGAGAAAAGGCUUUGGCCUAUGCAUCAACACAUCAACAAACAUGGAGGAACACUUCAAAAGAAUCGGCGGACGCGACUAUUAUGGAUCCAACCAAUCCUCAUUGGGGAUGGAACUGGCUUGACAGAUGGAUGGACUCAAGGCCCUGGGAAGGACAAAACACAAAGGAUGAAAAUAAUCAUAAAUCAGCAAAAGGUGCUGCGAGUCACACUAUGUCAGUUGGAGAAAUCUCUAAAUUGUAUGCUCUAAGAGAUCAAAAUCAAAAUCAGGAUAAUAAAACCUCUCCUACAAGCCAAAAACCAAUUCCUCAAAAUCUAGCUUCAAGGAACAUACCUUCAACACCUAUUAAAGGAAGAGCAAAAACCUCAUCAACUGGCUCUUGGGGUGGUGAUGGUGAUUCAAAGUCCAUGUUCAACAAGACCUCAGAAAGCAAGCGAAGACAUAGCAUUUCGGUAUCUCCGGAGAAAGAAGACGAAAGCCUUGUAAACACACCUGGAAAGUUUACAAUGGCUAAAAACAAAGUGCAAAGUACUUCUGCAAAGAAGCAGCUUUCUUCCCUAGCUUCUGGUUCUGGUACAAGAAGGCAUUCUGUUCCAAGUAAAAUUGGAAUGAAUUCUAAUAAGAAUGGUGUGGCUACUAUUCCUGAAGGGAAAGUGAAAGUGAGAAAUGGAGGGAACAGGUAGAUAUCAACAUGGAUGCAUAAUUUAAGUUCCAUAGAAUAGAAUACUAUAUAUGGAUGAAUAAGAAUCAAUGAAAUGUCCAUAACUAUAUCAACUCAUUCUUCAUAUAUAUAUAUAAGCAAUAUUGUUGAUACCA